Molecule: messenger RNA, 735 nt
Organism: Entamoeba invadens IP1
Lineage: Eukaryota; Evosea; Mastigamoebida; Endamoebidae
Exons: 1
Coding region: 1-735 (244 amino acids)
Source: RefSeq, a predicted model, not a curated record
AUGGGAAGUCAGAAGACGACAACCUUAAUAAAUUCAAAACCAAUCCGGCAGUUUAAUACCGUCAAAGAGACAAAGACCCGGACGACUCACGAUGAAAACGAGGACAUUGAUUUAGAAGAGAUAUCCAAAGAGCGAAAGCGCAACAAUCGACAGAACGCCAACAGAAAUGACUACGGAAAUGAAGGCUUUUUGUUGAUGAUGUUAUACUACUUGGGGUGUUACAUCACACUUUUAAAACCACAAAAAGCCGGACGGAACCAGAAGCUUAAAAUCGUUGAAAUUGGAUAUGAAGAGAACGUCCUGGUGAGUCGAAAACAAGUCGAAGAGGAAGUCGACAAAAUCGAGUUUCCAGAAGGCACCAACACCAAGCGGGCAAAAACUAUUAUCACCACAACAACUAUCAGCAACAUGCUCCUCGACAUUUUGAAGAAGUGCUUCGGUUUUAUCUUAACGGAGGACGUCAAGAAAAAACCCGAGAAGGACUUUGUCCCAGAACGCCGCAUUCUUGAGAAUAUUCAGCUUGAGAAAAACUGGACUAAAAAGGAGAUUGUUAAUGAGGGCGUUGAGUUCUAUGAAAAUGUCAAGAUUUAUGGCAAAAACACAGACUUCAUCUAUUUGAAAAAGGAAAUAAUCGACGAGGCUCUUUAUAAUGGUCUUGUCCCACAGGCUGCUUUUGACCCAAGUCAGACAAGUACUGGGUCUAGAAUUAGUUAUGUAUCAUCAACGGAUGACUAA